Messenger RNA from Neoarthrinium moseri, 990 nucleotides. RefSeq lists its product as uncharacterized. NCBI's taxonomy places the organism in Eukaryota, Fungi, Ascomycota, Sordariomycetes, Amphisphaeriales, Apiosporaceae. Bases 1 to 990 code for a protein of 329 amino acids. The transcript is spliced from 2 exons. The record is from RefSeq and is a predicted model, not a curated record. Gene Ontology annotation, biological process: deadenylation-dependent decapping of nuclear-transcribed mRNA. Gene Ontology annotation, cellular component: nucleus; P-body. Gene Ontology annotation, molecular function: RNA 7-methylguanosine cap binding; hydrolase activity.
AUGGCGAGCGACGAGGCGAAGCGCAACGCCGAGGCGCUGAUACCCAAGUUCCAGUUCGACCGCGUGCUCAAUCAAGAUGGGGGCGGACGCCGGAUUACCCUCCUCGGCCGUGUCGACGCGGAGCCUGCCCUCCUGGUCCUCGAUAGGGCUCCCUUCCCUGAUGCGCCCGAGUACCUGUCCGUUUUCCCGGCAAAUCUACGCAGCCUGACGAACCUGGGAAACAACGACAUCUACUCGUGGUUCCUGGGCAGCGGCGGGCCCAUCCUGCAGGAGAACGACAAGGACAAGUACGCCGACUUCAAGAUCGACCUCAUCUGCCCGUGCACGGACAAGCACAUCAAGAAGCACUCGAGGCAGGGCCACCGCUUCGUGACCGAGACGCCCGCCAUCUACUGCGACCAGGUACGGCCAUUCAUGCAGGCGAACCGCGAGGCCGGGCGGCUCAACUGGGUCUACAACAUCAUCGAGGGGCGCAAGGAGGUCGAGGACGUGAUAUACAGGACGCCGCUGGGCCGGGACGGCGACGAGGGCUUCCUGAUGCUGCCCAACCUGCACUGGGACCGCAAGACCAUCGAGGCCCUGCACCUGCUGUGCAUCGUCGAACGGCGCGACCUGUGGAGCCUGCGAGACCUGAAGAAGAAGCACAUCCCGUGGCUACGGCACAUGAGGGCGAAGGCGAUCGACGCGACGGUCAAGUCAUACCCGCAGAUCGAGGAGGACCAGCUGAAGCUGUUCUUCCACUACCAGCCCACGUACUAUCACCUGCACAUCCACGUGGUCCACGUCGCGCUGGAGGCAACGUCUACGCAGUCGGUAGGGAAGGCGGUGGGCCUCGACAGCGUCAUCGAGCAGUUGGAGAGGAUGGGAGGGGAUGAGGAGACGGGUAUGGACUCGGUAUCGCUCAGCUACACAGUGGGCGAGGAGUCGGAGUUAUGGACAGAUAUAUUCGAGCCUCUCAAGACCGGCCGUAAAGCUUCUCUACAGCAAUAA